Molecule: messenger RNA, 6525 nt
Organism: Rhincodon typus (whale shark)
Lineage: Eukaryota; Metazoa; Chordata; Chondrichthyes; Orectolobiformes; Rhincodontidae
Product: extracellular sulfatase Sulf-2-like
Exons: 18
Coding region: 440-2596 (718 amino acids)
Cellular component (GO): plasma membrane; cell surface; endoplasmic reticulum
Molecular function (GO): N-acetylglucosamine-6-sulfatase activity; glycosaminoglycan binding
Source: RefSeq, a predicted model, not a curated record
GCCUGCAGCUUUCAACUGGGUGCAAACAGAGUACAGUGACUAAUCCAGGCGUGUUUCAACAGAUGGUUAGAGCUGGCCUAAUUCAGUCACUGCAGUUGAAUGGGGUUGAGAGGAGAAGCUAUUGAGAGUCCUUUUCGGAGCUGUGUGGUCUCAGAGCUUCCUGGCAUUGUUAAGGGGAUCCUUUUUAAGAAGCCCGUGUCCUAGAAAUGAGAGAAGACUGACUGAUAAAGAGUACAUAUUGGAAUCAGACUUCAUAUAUGAUGUCCUCAUGGAUGUGCAUUUUCUGUGCCACGUCAACAAUUAAGCCGUAAUAAAGUUACCAGUUCCAGGACCUUUCCUUCCCCACUGAAGGUUUAAAAAUACUGAAGAGCUGAAAGUAAACGAAGAAAGGAACUCCUUUCCUAACCCCGGAAGGACAAAAGGUCUUGAGUGAGACAAAAUGUCACAGUCAAGACUUGCCUUUGGAUUGAUUGUGUUGGGGCUUGUUGCUUUUGUGAGUCCUGGGUUAGCUGUCCUUUCUCAGCGAUUGAAAGGCCGAUUUCAACGGGAUCGCAGGAAUAUUAGACCAAACAUCAUCCUCAUUUACACAGAUGACCAGGAUGUGGAACUUGGAUCUUUGGAAGUAAUGAACAAGACCAGGAAGAUAAUGGAGCAAGGAGGAGCCCACUUCACAAAUGCAUUUGUGACAACACCCAUGUGCUGCCCUUCAAGAUCAUCCAUGCUGACAGGGAAAUAUGUCCACAACCACAAUACCUACACAAACAAUGAGAACUGUUCAUCUUCCUCCUGGCAGGCCACACAUGAACAACAGACAUUUGCUGUGUAUCUGAACAGUACUGGUUAUAGGACAGCUUUCUUUGGAAAGUAUCUGAAUGAGUACAAUGGCAGCUACAUUCCACCUGGUUGGCGUGAGUGGGUUGGAUUAGUAAAGAAUUCUCGGUUUUACAAUUACACACUCAAUAGAAAUGGUGUAAAGGAGAAGCAUGGAUUUGACUACUCAAAGGAUUACCUGACAGACUUGAUGACAAAUGACAGCAUCAAUUACUUUAAAUUAUCCAAGAAGAUUUACCCACACAGACCAGUUAUGCUGUUGAUCAGUCAUGCUGCACCCCAUGGCCCUGAGGACUCAGCUCCACAAUUUUCCAACCUCUUCCCUAAUGCUUCCCAGCACAUUACCCCCAGCUAUAAUUAUGCACCCAAUCCAGACAAGCACUGGAUCAUGAGAUAUACUGGCCCAAUGAAACCUAUCCACAUGGAAUUCACUAAUAUGCUACAGAGGAAGCGCCUGCAGACUUUAAUGUCCGUGGAUGAAUCGAUGGAAAAGCUCUAUAACAUGCUUGUUGAAACAGGAGAAGUGGACAAUACGUACAUCAUUUACACAGCAGACCAUGGCUAUCACAUUGGACAGUUUGGGCUAGUGAAAGGAAAAUCGAUGCCCUAUGAGAUUGAUAUCCGAGUGCCAUUUUUCAUGCGGGGUCCCAAUGUGGAGCCAGGAUCAAUAAUUCCUCAACUUGUUCUAAAUAUAGACCUUGCCCCAACAAUUUUAGACAUUGCCGGUCUGGACAUUCCAGCUGACAUGGAUGGCAAAUCCAUUCUAAAGCUUUUAGACACCGAAAAACCGGUCAACAGGUUCAAUUCAAACAAGAAAACAAAGAUUUGGCGAGAUUCUUUUCUUGUGGAAAGAGGUAAACUGCUGCACAAGAGGGAUGAACGCAAGAACAGCCAAGAGGAAAAUUUCCUACCUAAGCAUGAAAGAGUGAAAGAUCUUUGCCAGAAGGCAGAAUACCAGACACCUUGUGAGCAAUUUGGUCAGAAAUGGCAGUGUGUAGAAGAUUCCACUGGAAAGCUUCGGCUUCAUAAGUGCAAAGGAAUGGCUAUCACAGCAGUCUCUGAGAAAAGGAGGUCUAACCGCUUCCAGUCCAAGUACUACAACACUGACGGAGGAGACUGCGAUUGUGAAGAAAAUGGAUCCAAAAUUAAUGCAGCAGCUCGACAGAAACAGACCCUUUUGUCCAAGCGAAAAUUUAAGCAAAGCUACAUACGGAAUAGGUCAAUCCGUUCAGUAUCCAUUGAACUCGAAGGAGAAGUCUAUGAUCUGGAUCUGGAUGAAGGAUUUGAUCCAGUUGUGCAAAAGAAUGUCACUAAACGACAUGAUGUAGCUGAUGAGGAAGAAGAGAAUAUGGGUGAAAGUAGUGGCACUGACAAUAGCAAUGAAUUAAUUGUGCCCAGUUCGAUUAAAGUCACACACAAGUGCUACAUAUUGGCCAAUGAGACUGUUCAAUGUGACAAAGAUUUGUACAAAUCACUUCAAGCGUGGAAGGAUCAUAAGUUACACAUUGAUCAUGAGAUUGAAACACUUCAAACUAAAAUAAAGAAUUUACGAGAGGUCAGGGGUCACUUGAAGAAAAAAAGACCUGAAGAAUGUGACUGUUCAAGGAUGAGGUUCGUUUUGGAAUUGCAGCUUCCUUCAUCGUGUCGAGGAAAAGAUGAAGAAAACUUUAAUCAGUACAGGCAAUAUCAGCGUCGGAAAUGGCCCAAAACGAAGAGACCAAACACCAAGUCCCUAGGACAACUUUGGGAAGGCUGGGAAGGCUAGCCUCCUGAAAAAAGCUGACUCCUUCAGCAUCAACUGGCAACAACUUGAAACUUUAUACAGACAGGGUGAAAACCUAUACCUUUAUCAACUGAAUUUCAAUUUUAGCCUUGAAGACUGAAUAAACUAAGGGGCUGAUGUAGGUAGAAUGUUUGCACUGUUGGGAAAUUUUAAUAGAUCAGUAAACUGUCAAGGAUCACUUAUGUAAGUGAAGGUGGAAUGCCUCUAUCACUGGUUGCUAGACUAUCUGCUGUAACUCAAAGUAAUGCCUCACUUUGUUCACAAGCCAUCAUUUUGGAACGCAGCUCUCUUGAAUUAUGGGAACUGGCUGAUUCUACAGGAGCAAAGGAAGAAGGUGGUGUUUAUUUUUUGGUAAAGCACCUUGAUUUCAAGAUGUUUCCAUUACCAAUGCAGCUAUAAAUUUGUUGACAAAGAACCCAUGCAAGAAUCAACCACUGCCAAUGAUUUUGGAAAAUAAAGUGAGGUGAAAGAAAGUUUGUAAGACCGGAACAGAGGUCAAAAUCAAUGCAAGGGAAAUAAAUGUAUAAGCAUGCAAAUAGAAGGAAUGAAUUGAUUGGUGAAGACCUUCUAGAAAAAGGGUUUGUUUGAAGUGAAAAAGAAGUGAAUAUUCAAAUUGUUAAUAAUGGUUUUAUCAACUGUCAGCCCCAUUUUGAGGAAUCUGCUUGGUUUGAGCACUUGCAUAUCUGUCGGCCUCUGCCAUUAUUAUUUCUAGACAGCUUUGAGAUGCACAGGUUAAGAAAGACCAGCUUCUGUACAAUACUUAGAAUUAUAUCUUGUAAAUACUUACAACUUUUAUGCCCAUCAAUGAAGUUUAUUAGAGUGAUUUAGAAUUUGAGUCGAUGCAAACAGGAAUGCCCAGCUACAUACAGUAAUAUCAGGAAGAAAGAGUCAUCAUUAAAACUUCACCGUUUGAUUCACCAAUUAUUGAUGCAUUUUAAAAUCUUUUUUCGUGCUGAUUUGUUCAAUUUCAUGACUCCAGCUGGCAGACUGAUUGAGACUGUUUUAAAACUCACUGAAAUCAGGUUCUGAAAUUACCUUUUUAAAAUUGUCUUAAUUUCAGCACAACAAAAUGAGUUUAAAAUAAAUCCUUAAUUGAGUAAUAAAAUAAUUUGCAUCUGUUCCAAAAAUGCAACCUUCUAUACUGACAUUUCUGAUGGGUUUUUUUUCCUCAAUCAAAGAUUUGCUGCAAUUCUCCAUGCCCACCCCCACCCCUCCAUCCCACAACCUGGAUUGAUAGAACCCUCCACCAUGUCCAUUGUGUUUUAAACAAUUUUGUUUUUUCAAUCCUUCUCUUCCCUUCAAGGGCUCCCCUUAUUUUCACCUUUAAGCCAAGCAACUGCCAUUUUCACUGGACCAUUCUCUGCCUCUUCCUCUACUUCAAUCCUGCUGCCACAGCCAAAAGCCUCUCCUCCUCCCCUUUUAGCAAUCCAAAGGAGCAGUUUCUUCUGUGAUGUCCUAGUUCAAUCCUCAGUUUUUGCCAAACACUGCUGCCCUUCACGCAAGCACAGGAGAUGCAACAAUUGCCUUUUUACCCCUAACUUUCUCACUGUCUAAGGCCUCGAGUUCUCUUUCCAGAUUAAAUAGUAUUUCACUUGAACUUUCAGUCAGGUAUACUGAAUUCGCUGUCCUCCACAUGGGAAAUCCAAGCUUAGAAUGGGUGACUACUUUGUGGAGACUCAUGCAUUCAGCUCAUAAGCUUGGCCUGGACCUUGCAGCCUCCUGCUGUUUACAUUCUCCAUCUUGCUUCCAAUCUGACCAACCUGUUGUUGGCUUCCUGCAGUGUUCCAGUGAAGCUCAGCACAACGUCACCAAUUCAUUUUUUUAAUCAAGCAGUUUAAUAUCUUUUGGAAUCAACAAACCAGUCCAUUUAUUCUCCUCUCCAGCCUCCCCCUCUUUUCCUGCUCAAAACCUUUUUAUGUUUCUAACCGUUACCAGUUCUGAUGAAAAGUCACAGACACGAAAAAUUAACUCUGUUGAUUUCUCCACAGAUUUGCCAGGCUGGCAGAGUAUUUUCUGCAUAGUCUGCUUUUAUUUCAGACUUCCACCUCUACAGUAUUUAUGUUUGAGAUUUGCAGCUUAAUCUGAGAUAAAUAUCAGGUCAGUAAGAGAUUUGGUCAGGCUAAAUAUAAUGGUCCAUCUGCCAAAAAAAAACGCUCUAAUGAUGAAGAAAAUAAAAUCUAUUCCAGAAAACUAAUUAAAAGUUUGGUUUUAAUGAUUCUCUCCAAACUGAAACACAAUGCUAUUUUUGACCUGUUUUUACAACUUACUUACUUCAAAGUAAAGUACUUGAUUCUUUAAGAAGAACAUUUUCUGAUAUGUAUUGUAUGAGGAAGUGUAUUAUUCCUAUUGGCUGAUCAGUCCAGAUUGUAAAGAGUUAUUUUCUUUUUAUCAUGUACCUAGUUAGUAGAUGUGCACUAAUGGUAAAGUUGUUUGAGAUUUUUAAAAAUAAGUCAUUCAAAUAGUUUCUACGGGGAUACAUUAUAAAUAAAUGAUUCGAGUAAAUUGAAUAAUCUCUGCUCCAAUCUAUAACAUGACCUUUCAAAGAGCAAGGGUGAAGUGUGGAGCUAAAAUAUUGUAGCUCCCCAACCCACAGUGCCUAUCUGUGUUGGUCCCUGUUGGAACAGCAAUUACUGAAUUUACCCUACAAUAUAUUACAAACAUUUAUCUCGACUUUUUUUUAAUGGAUGCAAAAUGAUUUUUGAGGAAGUUUGUUGCAAAUUAAUUGUUGUCAUUACCAGUGUCUGUCUAGCUAAGCUUGAGUAUUAAUGAUAUAUUAAUUCUUACAAAUAUUUCAGCCAAGAAUUGAAUAUUUGAUUUGUAACUGUAAUUUUCCUGCAGUAGUGUUAAAACUGACUGUCACUUUAGCACUGAUAAAAUCAAAUCCUAUUACAGAUGUCAGCUACAAGACUGAAUACUUUGUUAAAGAUGUUAUUAAAAUUUUACUGUGUUUAAGAAAUAUUUGUCUAUAGCCUUUAAGCAUUCAAGUCUUAAAAUGCAUUUCUGUUCACAGUAUUCCAGUACUUUUGUUUGUCAAAUCUGUGUAUUUGUGUAGUGUUCAGCGCAACUAAGAUUAAGGACAAAUUCUAGCAUCAAUUUGAAUGAGUUUUUUUUACUACUAUUUUUCUCUUUCCUUGUUCGGUAUUUCUUGUUAUUCCUCCUUCAUAUUAACUCCUGAGGAUUAAACAGUUUCUGUGUUCUGUGUAUCUUGUAUAUCAUGUAAUCUUUAUAAAAUAAUUUUCUGUACAUUUGCUAAUGUAGAUUAGAGAUGUGAAUAACCCAAAAUAUUUCUUGGUUCUUCGCAUUCUUAAACUUUUUAAAACAAAAUUGCAAUCUGCUUUUGUUUUUGACUGAUGCAGAGGACUGCACCACUUUUGAGAUUAAAAGUUGAAAUAUUGAGCUCAAAACUCAAUUACAAAGUGGUGGAAUGUGCAGCACGCAGGCAGGCAUUCAGAACCAGUGACAACUCAUCUUAGCAUAGCAUCUUUGAUGGGCAUGAGCCUUUGAAUCUCAAGGAUACAAUAUUUGAUUAAAGUUUCCACUUUCAGCUCAAGUAUUAUAAAUGUAUUCACUUGUUUCAGUGACUUGGUCUACCUGUCUUUCUUCAUGUUUGAUACCCACUCGACACCUCUCUGUGGUGCUUAUUUGUAGUGGUUCUGAAUGCUACCUGAAUGAGAUAAACACUUCAGCUAGCAAAAUGAUGAUUUCAGGAACAUUAGUAAACGAGGCACUGCAAAAUAAAUCAAAUGCAAAGAUGUUACACCAGAAUUUGAGAGUAUAGAAUGGACAUCAUUGACCAAGUUUCUUUUUUAUGGGAACUAACAUUAUUUUCCAAGAAAUACAUUUUAAGGUGCUAGAUUUAAAGAAUAAACAAUGACCAAUGACUCAAAAAUAAAUCAUUGCCUAUUCAGUUA